Molecule: messenger RNA, 522 nt
Organism: Seminavis robusta
Lineage: Eukaryota; Bacillariophyta; Bacillariophyceae; Naviculales; Naviculaceae
Source: the annotation of a GenBank genome assembly
AUGAUCACUCUUCAGGCAGUGACGAAAGAUGAGAAUGAGAGAAACGUUGCUUCGUUGAGAACUCAGGGAGAUGCAGGCAAGCGAUCCUUGGACAAGAUUGCAAAAAUGCGGGAACUUACGAGAAGAGCCGUCUUGAUGGUCCGUCGGCACAGGGAAGCCAUUGUAGUUGUAGGAGGUUAUCGCUCAUAUGAUGGCAGUUGCAAGCCACAUGAGAUGCAAGUGAAGAACGAAAGGGGAUGGUGGAAUGUGAGCUACGAUGUGUAUGAAGGCAAGACGAAACGAGACAGGUCCGUGUCACGUUCAAUGUCGUCUCCAAGCAAGAGGGCAAAGACGCCUUGCCCUCAAGCCGAAGGCCUGCCCAAACAACGCAAUGAGGCAGAACCAGAAGCUUCGUUGGCGGAAAUAGUCAACAACCCAGAAACGAAGAUUCAGUUACAGAGUCAAGCUGAAGGCGUAGACGACGCCACCUCUUUCGAGCUCGACGAUGAGGAUUUCGAUUGUUGCUUUCACUGUAGCGAAUAA